Gaeumannomyces tritici R3-111a-1 is the source of this 1333-nucleotide messenger RNA. RefSeq lists its product as hypothetical. The transcript has a single exon. Lineage: Eukaryota; Fungi; Ascomycota; Sordariomycetes; Magnaporthales; Magnaporthaceae. The record is from RefSeq and is a predicted model, not a curated record. The coding region runs from base 540 to 1130 and encodes 196 amino acids.
UGAGGGAGCGGGCGGUCAAAGACCCCCAAACGGAAAUGCCAUCGAUUCACACAAGUCAAAUGCGACGAUACAAGGGCAGCCAAGGGUUUUACAUGAAGUGGCGGGCGGGGAUGCAUAAAAUUGAAAUUCAAAGGAUGCAGUGGCCUUGUCUGUUGGCGGCAACUAUUGAGAGGCCAAGCCAGAGGGGAAAUACCCGUAUGGCGCCAUUGCCCCAAUUGUCCACGUUCACACGAGUCCAGCCGGCUCCUGGGCGCGGCUGUUGGUGAGGUUGUGUAUCGUCGUGACCGUUCUCUUGCUCUGCCCCGUGCCAGCCCAAGGCUUCAUUGAGAUGCCUCCAUAGAGCUAUGGAGUGAGCCGAGGUUGCGACGGCAUCGCGGCCGUACUUGAUAAACAGUCCGACGAGCCGCCACUCAGUUUCCCCAAAGAGUUCUGGCUUCCCACCCGCGCCAGCCUCUUCCUCCCUCACCAGCCUACAGCCACACUCGCUCACUCUUGUCCCCGGUCUCUUGUGCUUGACAUCGUCGCAGCCGCUGCCCACCAUGCACUUCUCUGCCCUCUUGCCCCUCGCCACCCUCGGCCUCGGUGCCGCCGUCGCCCGCAAAAUGACACCACGGCACCGCGACCACGGCGUCCCGCUCAACCUGCUGUCCAAGCGCAUGGCGUGCGGCGAGACGGCGUCACUCGUCUGCUACGGCGUCGCGGGAGGCACGUCGCAAAACCUCGACCCCGAGGACAUCGAAUACGCGGCCUCGUACCUGCGCCACCUCGCCGACACCAACAACAACCCCAUCUGGAACAUGCCGACCGAGUUCGACUGCUCCGAGUGGACGCUGCCCCUGUUCGGUACCGGUACCGUCCUGGCGCUGGCCAAGCACAUCAACCCGCGCACUAACUCGGGGGUUACCUACUACGACCUGGCCCGCACUUUUGACGGCGGCGAGGACGCAACCGAGGACCAGCGCAGAAAAAGCCUCCUCGGCGCCUGCGGCAAGAAUGGCGGCCAGUUGGGCGUUAUUGUCGACGAGUCCAACCCGGCGUAUAGUUCGGCCGAGUACGUCGCUGCCAAGAUGAAGCCCAAGGAUAUCAUCAUCAAGCUCGUCAGAGAUCCAAGCUUCCCGGCUGCGGCGUAAAGGGAAUUCAUUGGAGGGUCCAGUAAUACGGGGAGUUACAGACAGGGCCGACAGAGAGACACAGCUAGGUGAUGGGUGUUUGAUGGGGUAGUAGGCGGUGAAUGUUUAAUGGAAUAGAUAAUCAAUCAAUUAAACGUGAUCUGCGACGUGCCACACGCGGGGGUUUCCUUCUGAUACCUUCUUUAAUCCAUAAUUUACUGCUG